This is a messenger RNA of Athene cunicularia (burrowing owl), 2237 nucleotides long. It is a transcript of the gene DYDC1, whose product is annotated as DPY30 domain containing 1. The record is from RefSeq and is a predicted model, not a curated record. The transcript is spliced from 5 exons. Gene Ontology annotation, cellular component: Set1C/COMPASS complex. Bases 110 to 643 code for a protein of 177 amino acids. Lineage: Eukaryota; Metazoa; Chordata; Aves; Strigiformes; Strigidae.
AGUAAUGACAUAGUAAGUGUUUGGUGCCUGAGGCAAUAAUUCUUAAAAACCCGAAUUUAAUUUUGACAUUGAUGGCUAAUAUCUGUUUGUUUGUUGUUAGUAGAUGUGAAUGGAGUCUCGGUAUCUGAAGAGAUGCCUGGGAAAUUGCUUGAAGAAGGGACUGGCAGAGGUUGUGGAGCAUCGGCCAGCAGAUCCAAUAGAGUAUCUGUCACAUUGGAUUUACAAUUACAGAAUGAUCUUAGAUGAAGAAAAAAAGAGAAUGUUGGAGAGGAUUGAGCUGGAACAAGAACAGGAGGUGGCCCUGGUAGAACUUGAAAUGUUAAGAAAAAUUAAGGAAGAGCUAAUGAUCCAGCAGAAACUUGAAGAACAGCGUCAGAGUCCGUUGGAGCAGGAACGUCAGGAGCUGGAACUGCAGAAUGAAGAAGACUUAAUACUGUUGCAGCAGAAAGAUCAAGAGGGAAAUGAAAAGAUGAUAGCUGAACUUACAGAUAGUCCUGGAGCUCCUAAAUUGACCAGAGUUGAGGAGCUCAAUGGGAAUGGCCAGUGUGAGCUAGCAUGUCUGACUCAGAGGAAGAAAACUGUAAUUGAAAUGCAAGCAGUAAAUUUAUUUUUUACAUACCACCCACUGAUUCUUGAAGUGUAACAUUAAUAAUUAUAGAUAUAAUUAAUGUGUCAAGAUUAUUUUGGAGUAGAGGCUACAAUAUGGUAAUUUGAACCGAUAUUAAAAGAAUAAAAGAUUAUUGGAAAAGGAUUUUCAAAGAAUGUGAAUGGUUUCUGGUAGAAAGAGAGAAUGCUCUACCGAUUAGAAGAUGGAGAGAGUUCUACACAUCAAAGUAGGUGUAAAAAUCAAAUCAGAUUAUUUUACAGUUUACCUGGAAGAGAUAAAUUGAAGUCUAUGUGACUCCAUAGACAGAUGUACUAAAAGAUCUUGUCUGUCUUAGAAAUGAUGAGGUGGUUUUUGUAACAUUAGGUGUUUGCUCUAAGCUUUAUAAUAAACUUUCUGGUUAUUUUGUGAUAUGAAGUGAGCUGCAAGUGUCUGCAUGUCCGUUUCAAUUAGUCAUGUCUUAAAAUGAUCUUUUCUGCAUUUGUUUUGAAUUUGCAAAUCAAUGAAUUACAUCUGUGUUGUCUUUACUAAAUACCAUUACUAGUUCUCAGAUCUUCACCUCUAAAAAUUUGGAAGAAUAUUUAGCUUUAUCCAUAUUUAUCUAUAGAAAUAAGUUUUAUAAAACCUAAGGCAAUCUUUAAGGAUUUAAAGAACAAAUUUCUGUAAUCACUGAUAUCAGGUUGUCAAGAAUGUUCCGUGUCUGUUCAUUGUAAAUGGAAAAGACAACAAGAAAUCCUAUGCUUCUUGGCUAAAAUGUGCCUUUGCAUCUCAGUGUCUUCUAAUAAUACAGGUUUGUUGGACAAUUAACCUUUAAGUCAUUGCCAAUAUUGUAUAAUGAAACUACUCUUCAUUACAAAUUCAGUACAUAGUGCAUUUACUGCAUUUCUCAGUUUUGGGAUGAAAGAUAUUUUUGGAAUAAUUUCACUUCAAUUUCUUUAUAUUAUAGCUAGCUUCAAGGGUUUUGUUAUCUUUGGCAAACUGUUAAAAAUAUCUAUACACUCAACAGGCAAAGGUCAAUCACAUAAUAAAUAUUUUUCUGCUCUAAAUAACUUGUUCUGUUCAUGUAGCUCAUACUAGGCAUAAUCCUAUAAUUUUUUUAAAAGUAAGCACUAAUGAUUUCUAGUAUAGUAAUAUAUUAUGUUUUCUUUAAAAAUAAUAAAGUAUUAAGAAAACUCCUUUUGCCCUCUUUAUUGCCAUAUUGCUUUUUGGAUGCUGUUAAUUGGCAUGUCUUGUAUGAACAUCUUUAAAAUCAAAGGAGAAAAAUGUCACUUUCCAGGUAUAAACUUAGGAAUGUUCGUGUAACUUUUUAGGUAAUGAAAAGUGGAACUACUUUUGUGACUAGGUGGUCAGGCUUUGCUACCUACAUUUAUUCUGCAUUGGUAUAGGUUGGCAAUUUCUAUGACUGUCAAAAACCUUUUCUGUGGCAUGAAUAUGCCCUUAUGGUUGAUAGUCCAGUAAAUGAUUUUGUCACGCUUUAUGAUUGUAUUUAUUAGUAACAGUUAAUAUAAUUUUAAGGAUGCAUUUUAAGUUACUGAUUUCCAGUUAUGCCUAUUAACACUGUGUGCGCAACAGCCUCUUGUGCCUGUCUCAAAGGAAUGGAGUAACUAGGUAGAUAGAUGGAGUUUCUCUUCUG